Molecule: messenger RNA, 1047 nt
Organism: Rhinolophus ferrumequinum (greater horseshoe bat)
Lineage: Eukaryota; Metazoa; Chordata; Mammalia; Chiroptera; Rhinolophidae
Gene: UTP11
Product: UTP11 small subunit processome component
Exons: 8
Coding region: 113-874 (253 amino acids)
Biological process (GO): rRNA processing
Cellular component (GO): small-subunit processome; nucleolus
Source: RefSeq, a predicted model, not a curated record
CGGUUCUAAGCCGCUGGUGGCUUGGCCUGUUUCCGGUAGGGUCAGCGGACGCGGCGGCUGAGGUGGUGCGGAACCGGCGUUGCCUACUGAGCUUUCCCAGGCGUGAGCAGACAUGGCGGCGGCUUUUCGGAAAGCUGCCAAGUCCCGACAGCGGGAACACCGAGAGCGAAGCCAGCCCAGCUUUCGAAAACAUCUGGGUCUGCUGGAGAAAAAGAAAGAUUACAAACUUCGUGCAAAUGACUACCGGAAAAAGCAAGAAUACCUCAGAGCUCUCCGGAAGAAGGCUCUUGAAAAAAAUCCAGAUGAAUUCUAUUAUAAAAUGACUCGGGUUAAACUCCAGGAUGGAGUUCAUGUUAUUAAGGAGACGAAGGAAGAAGUAACUCCAGAACAGCUGAAACUGAUGAGAACUCAGGAUGUCAAAUAUAUAGAAAUGAAAAGGGUUGCAGAAGCUAAGAAAAUUGAAAGACUAAAAUCAGAGCUCCAUCUGCUGGAUUUCCAGGGGAAGCAACAGAAUAAGCAUGUGUUCUUUUUCGACACUAAAAAGGAAGUUGAACAGUUUGAUAUUGCAACUCACCUGCGAACAGCCCCAGAACUAGUGGACAGAGUCUUUAAUAGACCCACGCUAGAGACCUUGCAGAAGGAGAAGGUGAAAGGAGUUACCCAUCAGACUCGACUUAAGCGGAUAGCUAAAGAAAGGCAAAAGCAGUAUAACGUCCUGAUACAGCGGAUUGAACGUGAGAAGAAAUUGUUCGUUAUUGCACAGAAAAUUCAAACACGCAAAGAUCUUCUGGAUAAAACUCGGAAGGUGAAGGUGAAGAAAGAAACAGUGAACUCCCCAGCUAUUUAUAGAUUUCAGAGUCGUCGAAAACGUUGAAGUGUUAUAGAUAAGCUUUGUCAUUCCACAUGGAAAAGAAUUAUUUUUUCCCCCCAGUAAUUUCAAAUUCCAUUGGUCUAAACGACAUGGUUCUCUUGUUUGUAACCAUAGUUUAUUGUAGAUCUGACGUUUGAUAUGAACAACAUUAAAGCCCCUUCCCCCAUCUUACUGUU